Molecule: messenger RNA, 1068 nt
Organism: Symbiodinium sp. CCMP2456
Lineage: Eukaryota; Dinophyceae; Suessiales; Symbiodiniaceae
Source: the annotation of a GenBank genome assembly
AUGAUUAGUAGUCGUAACAGCAACAGAGUAGUAGUCGGCGGUCUUCGCCGUCGUCGUAGUAGUAGAGUGGUAGCUGAUUACGUACGUAGUACUAGUAGUAGGAGCAGGAGUGCAGUACCAGUAGCUAAUCAGACAGGCCGGCGACAGCCGAGUGGACUCAGGCUUGGUGCAGCCAGCGAUGACAAGCUUAAUUACUUUUCAGAUGGUGGUUAUGGAUCACUCCAGCCUUCGUCCCUGGGGCCUCCCAGAAAAGGUGCUGGUCUGAGACUCGAGGCAGACUGGGACUGGGCUACGCGUGGCUUCCGCGGCUGGGCCAUCUUUCAGGCAGCUGCAGCGGUCGAGUUGCUCUUCUACCACAAGGUUGUAAACCCAACCGCAAUGCCGGUGAUCGUCACUGCCAUAGCUUGCGGAGUGCUGCGCAGCGCCUCGGCGCGGGACCGCCUCGGUGGGGGCACCUUCAGGCUGCUGAGUUUGGGCCUCCUUUUCGCGUGCAGCCUCCUCUUCCUGCGGGCUAUUUCAAGCGUCGGAGUUCUGCUGGCCGUGGCUUCCAAAGGGCCGGUCUCGCUUCGAGUGGAAGCCCUGCUGCUGGCACAGGUGCCGAUUCUCUUUGUCUCCUGCUUCGGUUGCAAAGCGGCCUACGGCACCCUGGCCAAAGAGGGGCUUCCUAAGUUCAAAAUGGCUCUCCGUGCCGAGAAGGGCCGCAAGUGGCUUCUGACACUGCUUGCUGUUGGGUACUUCGUGACCAGUCUCCACCAGGUCCUUUGGGGCAGCGCCUCCCUCUUUGGCGGUUUCCCGGCGCUGGGAGCGCUCCGUUGCUUUGUGGUGGCCGCCUGUGCUCACGUCUGCCAGACCGCUGCGGUUGCUGGACCAAAGAGGCUGAGCUCUGAGACAUACAGGACACUGAACCUGGCCCUGCUUCUUGAUGCCACCGCCCGUAUCGCCAUGCUGGUGGCCGCCGCCAACAAGCCGUCCGCCCUCCUGGCCAGCGUUCUGGUCUUCCCGGCUGUCGAUGCGUUCUGCGCCGUGGGAGGAAGAACAGAAGCCUCCUUCAAGUUCUGCAACACGUAA